Messenger RNA from Acanthopagrus latus (yellowfin seabream), 735 nucleotides. RefSeq names its product enamelin (gene enam). The coding region runs from base 1 to 735 and encodes 244 amino acids. NCBI's taxonomy places the organism in Eukaryota, Metazoa, Chordata, Actinopteri, Spariformes, Sparidae. The transcript is spliced from 7 exons. The record is from RefSeq and is a predicted model, not a curated record.
AUGAUGAAGCUCUUUGUGUGCAUGAUGUUCCUGCUGGUUACUACACUGGCUGCUCCUGCUCCAGGGAGUGAAAGCGAGGAAAAUCAGGUUGCGGCACAUGCUAAUGAGGCCCUGAGGUGGAUGGAGAUGUACAGGAUGUUUCAGCAGCAGGGUGUAGUUGGAAACCCCUUCCUUCCUGCUGCUGAUGCUCCUGCUGAUCCAGCUGCGGCCGCAGUGGUGGACGCUGCAGCAACUGAUGUCGCCCCUCCAGCUCCUGUUGUUGCUGGAGAUGCGUCAGAUGAGGAGGCAGAGGAGGGCAAUGCUGCCCCCAAAGCUGCUGGUGCUGCCCCCCUCAAUUCUGAUGAGGUAGAGGAGGUCGAGGAGGCGGAGGUCGCUGAGGCUGAACCAGCUGUGGUCGAGGCAGCACCAGCAGAGCCUGCAGCGGACCCUGCGGCAGCUGUCGAGCCAGCUGUGGUUGACGUCCCUGUGGAUGCUGUGCUGGUUGAUGCUGCUGCUGUGGAUGUGCCACCAGUGGAUGUGGUCCCCGUCGAUGUGGUCCCCGUCGAUGUGGCUCCUGUUGAUGUGGUUCCCGUCGAUGUGGUUCCAGUUGACGUUGCCCCUGCUGAUGUCGCCCCUGCUGAUGUCGCCCCUGUUGACGUCGCCCCUGCUGACGUCGCCCCUGCUGCAGCUGACGUCCCUGCUGCUGUUGAUGCCGUUGCAGCUGAUGCUGCAGCAGCAGAUCCUGCUCCACUGUAG